Messenger RNA from Rhagoletis zephyria (snowberry fruit fly), 1096 nucleotides. Its product is annotated as putative nuclease HARBI1. The record is from RefSeq and is a predicted model, not a curated record. NCBI's taxonomy places the organism in Eukaryota, Metazoa, Arthropoda, Insecta, Diptera, Tephritidae.
UUUCAUUCGAAGGUUCAGGCUUUCAAAAUUUGCAGUUCAGCAUCUGUUCUCAUUAAUUGGCCACAAAAUAAUCAUUUAACUUCCAGAAACCAAGCCGUUCCAGGAAUGCUACAGCUUCUGAUUACCUUACGUGUUUAUGCUACAGGGAGUUUUUAUAUAACUUUAGGCGAUUUCGCAGGCUUACAUAAGUCCACAGUGUGCCAAAUAAUAAAGAAAGUUACUCAUUCCAUUGCUUCACUGAGUCCGAAGUUUAUUCGUUUACCGCAAAACGAGGAAAUUGUAAAAGUACAGGAAGAAUUUUACGAUAUUGCCCGAUUUCCUCGCGUAGUUGCCGCUCUUGAUUGUACCCACGUAAGGAUUAUUUCGCCAGGUGGAGAUACAGCGGAAAACUUUAGAAACAGAAAAUGUUAUUUCUCUAUAAACGUCCAAGCUAUGUGCAACGCAAGACUAAAAUUUCAAAAUAUAGUUGCGAGAUGGCCAGGAUCUACCCAUGAUAGCAUGAUAUUUUUGAAUUCAGCGGCUAAAUGGCAUUUCGACAACAACAAUUUCAACAAUGCCCAGCGCCUCUACAAUGAAUCCCAAAUAAGGACAAGGAAUGUGAUAGAACGUUGCUUUGGAGUAUGGAAGAGACCGUUCCCAGUGCUAAGCAUCGGCAUGAGGUGUAAAUUACCAUUAGUACAAGACAUAAUUGUGGCAUCGGCAAUAAUACACAAUCUAGCAAUCGAAAUGCAUGAAGAGGAGCCGCCAGUUGACCCCGAAGUAAAUGUUCAGGUGGAACUAACUUGCCAAAAUAUGGAGUUCGUAAUUUCAGAUGAUAGUGAUACACGAAACUCAUUGUUAGAAUAUUUCGAGUCAUUAAUUAGACUUUGAGUUUAUUAAAUAAAUAGUAUGUACAUACAUAUGUAUGCAAAUUUUCAGUACAAAAAUUCCUUUAUUUUAAUAUGGUGCUUAUCAUAACUUUGCUACACUCACAUUUUGACAAGAAUUGACUAUUCAUUUUAUAUAAAUCCAAGUACAAAUAUUUACGAAAGUUUGUUGGUUUCUUUUUAAAUGUUGCACAAAUAUUGAAACUUGGAUUUAUACGGGUAGAAUAAAC